Messenger RNA from Notodromas monacha, 4759 nucleotides. Lineage: Eukaryota; Metazoa; Arthropoda; Ostracoda; Podocopida; Cyprididae. The record is from the annotation of a GenBank genome assembly.
AUGCCGGAGAUUUUCUCGGGAAAAGCACGCGGCACUCCGGCAUGUUGCCACGCGUCGGUGCUCGUCGAACUCGCGUCAGCCUUCCCGUCGUUGACGUUCAAUCUUCCUCUUUAUUUAUUUGCUUUAAUUUUCUUUUUGCGAUGCCGAUGGGCAUGUGUGCAGAUGUAUUCGAACGGCGGACCCGGAGGCGCGGGCCCGUCUGCGAUGAUGCAGCAACUCCUCGUGCAGCAUUACCAGCAAGCCUUCUCGACGGUGCAGCAAUCGAUGACGCCCGGGGCGGCGGCCGGCACUUAUAUGAUCGGCCCACAAGACCCGUACCAGAUGCAGACCCUGAUGGCAGACCUGCUGCCGAUAACAGGCGGCUUCUACCAGUUGCCGCAACCCUCGCCGGCCACGUGGGGAAUGUAUCCCGCGAGCAUGAACCUGGUGCAGCAUCCGGGGCAGAGUCAGAGCCCGGGUUUGUUGGCUCCGAACCCCGGUGGGCCGACUACGACGGGAGUUAGGCGACCAGUGUCCCCCGCAAUGGCGGCGGCCGAGGCGGCUGCAGCGGGCUACAUCUUGCCUGCGGGGUACUACGAAGACCGAGGCGGUGCAGCGGGGCAAGGGAUGAUGCUGCCUCCGAACAUGACCGGACGACCGAACCCGACCGGACCCCCGAUGAGAGUCGUGUCGCGGGGAUCGUACCUCAUCGGUGCUGGCCCUCAAGAUUUCGAUGCAAAAGCGGCGAUGCUGAUUCAUGGGAUGAGCGACGGCUUGGACCACGGUGGUCCCCACCAGGAUUCGGGCACGAACGGCGUUUACCAGCCAACAGGCGGAGACCAGACCUCGCAUAUUCACCUGAGUUUGAGCGGCCCUGGUUCCAACCCUGUCGGGGGAUCAACGCCUUUCUCGCCGCCUGUGGAUUUAGGCGGCAAAUGGACCUCGAAUCCAGGCGACGCCAACAACUUUUACAAUCUCGCGGCGGUGGCAGCCGCCAACGGCUACACCGAUGCUCAGGGCAACGUUGCAUGGAACCCCAACUUGUUCGCGUCGCACGGGACGAUGAUGGCGGCAGCGGCGGCGAUUACCGGGGUGCCACCCGGUGUACCUACUAGUGCUCUGGCGACGUCUUCCAGUGUUCGACGUGGUUCCGGCGUAUCUGGGCUCUUUCCUCCAGCAGCCGACGGCAAGCUACAGCCCAAUCGCAGUCGAUUGCUCGAGGAUUUCAGGAACAAUCGGUUCUCAAACCUGACAUUCAGAGAGAUGACGUCACAUAUGGUGGAGUUCUCUCAAGACCAGCACGGAUCGCGCUACAUUCAGCAAAAACUCGAGCGAGCAACCCCCGCCGAGAAGAAUUUGGUAUUUUCUGAGAUUUUACCGCAGACCUACAGCUUGAUGACGGAUGUAUUCGGCAACUACGUGAUUCAAAAGUUCUUCGAGUACGGCUCACCGGAGCAGAAAGCCACGCUCGCGCAAAAAGUCCGCGGAAACGUGGUGCAACUCGCUUUGCAAGUGUAUGGUUGUCGUGUGAUCCAAAAAGCCGUGGAGACAAUCCCAGGCGAUCUGCAGCAAGAACUGGUGCGGGAACUGGAUGGGCACGUGCUGAGAUGCGUCAAGGAUCAAAACGGGAACCACGUGGUGCAGAAGUGCAUCGAAUGCGUGGACCCUCAGGCACUGCAGUUCAUCAUCAACGCAUUCACGGGUCAGGUUUACACUCUCAGCUCGCAUCCCUAUGGUUGUCGCGUUAUCCAACGUAUCCUGGAGCACUGCUCGCCGGACCAAACAACUCCGGUGCUGGAAGAACUGCAUCUUCACACUGAGCAAUUGAUUCAGGAUCAGUACGGCAACUAUGUCAUUCAGCACAUCCUGGAGCACGGAAAGGCGGAAGACAAGUCAAAAAUCGUGGCUGUGGUUCACGGGAAAAUAUUGUCCUUGUCUCAGCACAAGUUUGCGUCCAACGUAGUGGAGAAAUGCAUCCAGUACGCGACUCUCGCUGAGCGAGCGCAGCUCAUAGACGAGGUCUGCAUGUUGAACGGUAGUGCCGCUGCUGGCUUGAUGUCGGAUUCAAGUACCACGGAUCCUUCGUCAGCUGCUGUGUCGUGUCCGCUACAGCUGAUGAUGAAGGACCAGUUUGCCAACUAUGUCGUACAAAAAAUGCUGGACCUGGCUGAGCCCGGUCAGCGAAAGGUUCUCAUGAACCGCAUCCGUCCGCACGUCGCCACUCUUCGCAAGUUCACAUACGGCAAACACAUUCUGGCCAAGCUGGAAAAAUAUUUCAUGAAGAGUCCGUUAUCCCCUACUUCUGGUGCUACUGGCGGACCCGCUGGAGCACAAGGCCUUACUUCUUCACCAUGUGUUGGAGGUUUGGCCCCAUUGUCCUGCAACUCGGUGACCGGGAGCAUCCAGCGUCUAACUUUGGGUUCAUCCGGGCUGACGAGUACCCAAACGGUGCGGAGCCUGUUGACUGGGACUGUCAAUGGGAACGGGCCGAAUAUCAACAACAACAUCAUCGUUUCAGUUGAUCAAAACGGCGUCGGGUCAGAAACCGCGAGCGGAAUGCCGCAGCAUCAUCAUGUCGAAGAGAUCCCGUCGCUGCUUGGUUUUCGAUUUAAUCCGUGAUGCUGCUCAAAGUUGUCAUGGGAGAGGAUGACAUUGCUGAACGCUUUUUUCCGUUAACGGCGUAAUUGGAAGCACGCUUAAGACUCGCGAGUGAGAGCGACGAGUUUUGUAUCAGGAGAUUUUUUUUGGACGAACGCUUGAGAGUUGGUCUUCGCCCAGGUUUUCCAUUGACUUGGGUUGAGGUGUGAGAUCUCAUAUCUUCUGGCAUUUUAUUCCGUUUUCGGGUACCCUUCAUUCUAUCAUGGUACAUGUAUUACAGUAUUUCGUUAAAGCAAGAUUCAAUUCAUCUCCACACACAACUAUCGGAACUGAGAACGCGUAAUGCGAGUCUGGAUUAUCCCCGAUCAACUCCAAAAAUAAUUUUUGGAAGUGUAACUUACCCUACUUGGAAGUUCAUUAUGAAUGAGGCGAUACUUUUCAAAUACGGUAAGACCGUUGUGGCGCGUUAAUCGUUGAUUGAAUUCUUCUUUCUUGAAAAUUCGUUCGACGCGGUGAGAUAUGCUUUCGAACAAAUUCGUAAAGCAGCAUGUGAAGAAUUUGCUUAGAUAACCAGUCAUUUCAAAAAAUUAAAUCUGUGUUGAAAUCGAAGACUUCAGAGCUGAUCAUGUGUAAGAAUUUCAUCGCGAAGAAGCUGGUCGCACCUGAUCCGGAGUUGAAAUUUCUGCCUAAUGCGCAUUUUUAAACCGAUUAUUUUUUUCGUUUGAUUGGAAAACAUUGUAGUCCAUUUGUUUUUUCGUAAACUACACUGUGCGACGUGCACUUCUUGCCCAGUGCGAGGGAGAAAAGAUCUACGAUGAAAUCAAAUUGGUCAUUUUCGUAUUGAAUAUUUGGAAAACGGGAACGCAAAUUCCUAUGAAAGUAUCGUGCGAUAUUUUGAUUUGCACACUCUGGAGUUUCAUUGAUUUGAACCGUUUCAAAAAUGAAUGCAUAUGAAUUUGUUGUUCAUUUGUUUGAGAUUAUGAUGAAAGGAAUUGUUCCAAAUCUUACUGCGGCGUAGCUUAGGAGAACAAUGCCAUCGAAGUUUGCGUUUGUUUCCUCAACGGGUACGUUGAACGACAGCCCUGAUGGUAGCUCAAAUUCCCUGGAAGUGAUUCUACUGUGAUGUCGGUUUCAGCUUGCUGUAAAUUCAAAGUUUGACUCGGGUCGGAAACUUCCUGGUGGUUAAUCGUUGUGAAACCGAUGACAUAGAACCUUGGUUUUCCAAGCAGAUUUGUUGAGAUACUUUCGAUAGUUUUACAAAUUCGGACAUAUGUGUUUUUGUCAUUUUUUUCAACACUUGUUUUACGGAAACCCCUUAUUGAUUUUUCGGGAAAUCUUCCACUUGUUUUUGAAUAGCUUGGCAGCGCAGUCAUUGAAACGCGGGGAGAUUAGCUUGUGCUGACGUGUCGCAUUCGUAGCCGUAAGAAACAAAUGAUGUUCUUAGAGUCUGUGAACAAGAAAUACCCCCACGCGAUGUAAAAUUAAAGAUAAUCAUGAUCUCAUGGUCAACUGACGAUGCUUCGAUAUUAUUUUUUACUGUACUUGACUGAAAAUUGGCGCUACGACUCAUCUUAUGAAGCGGAAACGACGAUCGGACUCACGCAGUGAAACCGCAGGAGUUUUGUUUUGCUUCCACGUUGCCUUGUUAAUUUGGAUCGGGCGUUGUGUGAGUGUGAAUGGUUCAGAAUUGAUGCUAAUUCCAUGCGUGAUCCUGAAAUUGACCGUAGUGCUUUGGUUCGGCGAGCUCGUGUUUCGGAACGGGGAUUUUUGAUGUCUGAGGUGCGAAUUUGAGGAACGCCUUAUUAUUUUUUCCGCUAGCCCGAAUUUCGUCUGUUGGCGCAUAUUUCUGAAGAUGGAAGGAACCGAGGAAAUGCUUGGGUAUUUUUUUUCGUACUCUUUUUGAAUGAAACGGAGACAAAACGUCUUAUUUUCUACGAUGCGCUUUGUGUGUAAAUGAUCCAAUGAAAGACGUCGACGAUUAGUAAUUUUGAAGAGCAGAGAAGUUCUGGUGAAGGUGGCCGAAGAUAUGGUUGAGAUUUCCUUGAAUUGGCGUACUUUGAAGAGUUUUUUGUUGGGCCUGGAUGCUGUCGAGGUCUGGACAGUUUUUCUGAUGAAAUCAAGCAGAUAUGACGUGUGAGCGGAAACCGUUCUGAUAUCUGCAAUAAAAAAUAUUUGAAACGAA